Odobenus rosmarus divergens (Pacific walrus) is the source of this 1639-nucleotide messenger RNA. It is a transcript of the gene PAX5, whose product is annotated as paired box 5. Bases 77 to 1252 code for a protein of 391 amino acids. Gene Ontology annotation, molecular function: DNA-binding transcription factor activity, RNA polymerase II-specific; RNA polymerase II cis-regulatory region sequence-specific DNA binding. Gene Ontology annotation, biological process: regulation of transcription by RNA polymerase II; anatomical structure development. NCBI's taxonomy places the organism in Eukaryota, Metazoa, Chordata, Mammalia, Carnivora, Odobenidae. The record is from RefSeq and is a predicted model, not a curated record. The transcript has 10 exons.
AAAAAAGAAAAAAAAAGAAGCACAAAAAAAGUGGAAACUUUUUUCCCCUGUCCACUUCAAGUUCUGAAAAAUCAAAAUGGAUUUAGAGAAAAAUUACCCAACUCCUCGGACCGGCAGGACAGGACAUGGAGGAGUGAAUCAGCUUGGGGGGGUUUUUGUGAAUGGACGGCCACUCCCGGAUGUAGUCCGCCAAAGGAUAGUGGAACUUGCUCAUCAAGGUGUCAGGCCAUGCGACAUCUCAAGGCAGCUUCGAGUCAGCCACGGUUGUGUCAGCAAAAUUCUUGGCAGGUAUUAUGAGACGGGGAGCAUCAAGCCUGGAGUAAUUGGAGGAUCCAAACCAAAGGUCGCCACGCCCAAAGUGGUGGAAAAAAUCGCUGAGUAUAAACGCCAAAAUCCCACCAUGUUUGCCUGGGAGAUCAGGGACCGGCUGCUGGCGGAACGGGUGUGUGACAAUGACACGGUGCCCAGCGUCAGUUCCAUCAACAGGAUCAUCCGGACGAAAGUACAGCAGCCACCCAACCAGCCGGUCCCAGCUUCCAGUCACAGCAUAGUGUCCACGGGCUCCGUGACGCAGGUGUCGUCGGUGAGCACGGACUCGGCCGGCUCCUCGUACUCCAUCAGCGGCAUCCUGGGCAUCACGUCCCCCAGCGCCGACACCAACAAGCGCAAGAGAGAUGAAGGUAUUCAGGAAUCUCCAGUGCCCAACGGUCACUCGCUGCCGGGCAGAGAUUUCCUCCGGAAGCAGAUGCGGGGAGACCUGUUCACGCAGCAGCAGCUGGAGGUGUUGGACCGCGUGUUUGAGAGGCAGCACUACUCGGACAUCUUCACCACCACAGAGCCCAUCAAGCCUGAGCAGACCACCGAGUAUUCAGCGAUGGCCUCGCUGGCUGGAGGGCUGGAUGACAUGAAGGCCAACCUGACCAGUCCCACCCCUGCCGACAUCGGGAGCAGCGUGCCCGGGCCGCAGUCCUACCCCAUUGUGACAGGCCGUGACUUGGCGAGCACGACCCUCCCCGGGUACCCUCCGCACGUCCCCCCCGCCGGACAGGGCAGCUACUCAGCACCGACGCUGACAGGGAUGGUGCCUGGGAGUGAGUUUUCUGGGAGCCCCUACAGCCACCCUCAGUAUCCCUCGUACAACGACUCCUGGAGGUUCCCCAACCCGGGGCUGCUCGGCUCCCCAUACUAUUACAGCGCCGCGGCCCGAGGAGCCGCCCCGCCUGCAGCCGCCACUGCCUACGACCGUCACUGACCCUCGGAGCCAGGCGGGCGCCAAGCACUUGCAACACAUAUCACUGAGGGCGAUAGCCUCUCAGCCCCUCCGAAGACAGCCAGAGGGGCCCAAUGAGACCAUCCCCCAGCAAUCCUCUCUCGCCUGAAACUCCCUCCCAACCUUUUCCUGCCAGGGAACUGGGGUUCUAUGGUAAGGCUGUUGGACUUCUAGACACACACAUUUCUAAGUCAAUCAGUGCGCUUCUCCCAACAGCAACUGGGUGUCUGCAAAGCCACAGACUACUCUGCAGACAACUGUAGCCCCAGCCUAGCCUGCCGGUCCCCAGCUGUCUGACCAUCCACCUGUCUUCUUGCCCCAGGCCUGGGAAGGAGAGCUUGUUUUUGUCACUUCAACAGCACCCGUGUA